GAAACAGUAAACAUUGCAAGUGACACGUCUCACAUUGUGGUUUGGGUUAUUUUACCUACAAUUUUAAACAAUAAAAACAAUAAAAAUGUCGUACAGAGAUAUUCGCAAUCUAAUAGAAACUCUUCGAGUAUUGGGUUAUCCGAAUUUAGUAUCCAUGGAAAGUUUUAGAUCAGCCAAUUUCCCAUUAGUAGCUGAUCUUCUAACGUGGCUAUCUAAAAGAUUUGAUCCCGAUGUAGAAAUUCCUCUGGAAAUUGAAGAUGAACAAGACAGAGUCAAAUUAAUAAGGAAUGUAGCAGAAUUUAUGGCAGUAAAAGGCAAUAUUCGUUUAAAUACUAAAAGACUUUACCAAGCCGAUGGAUACGCCAUUAAGGAACUUUUAAAAAUAACGAAAAUACUACAUGAAGCUCUGCUCAGUAACUUGGAACAAGGCGAUGAUGAAAACAUUGACGAUGUUACUCUAGAUUUAAGAGAUUUUGAUAUAUCGGAUAAGAUUAGUGAACUUAAAUUUUCAAGACAAUUAGCUGGAGAAAUAACCACAUCUGGAGCCAGUUUGUACGACUUGUUAGGAAAGGAAAUAGACUUAAAGAUUGCACGACAUAAAAGCAUCGCACGCCAAUUCGAGCUGUCAGAGGUAGAAGCCGGCAUAAAAGAAGCAAUAAAAUCGAUCAACCAAGAAAUUUUGGACACGAAGCAGCUCAUCGAAAAUGUUGCUGCUACAGAAGCCAGUCUUGAUACGAAAAUUGAGAAACGGAAUGUAGAAAUCGGCAGAUACGAGAAAAGACUACAAGCUUUGAAAAAAGUAAGACCAGCAUUUUUGGAAGAAUUUACUGCAUUAGAAAAAGAACUGGAAGAACUUUUCAUCCAAUAUUCUCUACGCCUUCGAUGCCUCAAUUUGUUGGAAAAGCAAUUCACGGAAUCCGAAAUGGCGCAAAUAGAAAAACAAGUAAAUUUGUCACUACCACAUAUACAAACAAUCCCGUUGGAGAAAAUGGACGAGGACGACAUUUUCUUAGAAAAGGCUGAUCCUGCCUUGGAGAGAAAUGGUGCUGGUAACAGACAUGAGAAGCAACCGCGUGCUACCACUACUACUCGACCUCACAAGACAACGCAAGAUAAAGAAUCCACCAAAGCAUACGGAAGCAUGCAACCUCCUCUAAUAGGCAGUCAGUCUUCGCUCGACUUCAGUUCUGACUCAGAAUCAGAUGAUAUAUUCUUGGACAAAGAUGAACCAGAGUUGAUGCAAUCCGACGAGUCUUUGGCUUUAGAAUUGGCUCCUACUGGAGAGCGUAGGGCGCCCUCUGGUAGACUGGCUAGUAGCAAACCACAGGACAGCGACGAUGACUUUUAAAAAUUGACAAUGUUUUUUUGUCAACUGACAAUAUGUUGUUCCUGUAGGGUACAGUUAAUGUGGUAGAUUGAUCUUAUCAACCAGAAUGUAUUUAUUAUUAUAUUUCAAUACAUAACAUGUAUGUAUAAUAUAUCAAUAAUAUGAUUGUAUUACACAAUUACUUUAAAAUAUUAAAAAUGGGAUAUUCUAUUUC
Diabrotica balteata is the source of this 1541-nucleotide messenger RNA. The record is from the annotation of a GenBank genome assembly. NCBI's taxonomy places the organism in Eukaryota, Metazoa, Arthropoda, Insecta, Coleoptera, Chrysomelidae.